CAUUAACCGAGCCCCCGACCGGCUGUCGCAUGAUAUCCCCUUCCCACAGCUCCCCCACACAUUUCAUGACGAGAGAUGACGAAAGGUUAUGGUUCAAUAUGCCUCCACGGGCGAGCAGUGAAUUGAUGUUUCUCGGCAGACGAAGCAACGUCCUUCCGUUUCUCAACCGUUUAUAAGAGCGUAGAGCCGCCCGAAGCAACCGCCAGCUUGAAUUUAGUUUCACUUCAAAGACACCCAACCUACCACCAAACUCUCAAGCUGCAAUCGAUCUGAAAGCAAAUCACCAUGUCUGACACCGGCGACUACACCACCCAAGACAGUUUCUUUGUCCCGAACCGGUAUUAUGAGAAUUACGAAUAUGUCAAGUCCCAGUGGAUCGCUGUGACGUCCCUGCUCUUCCUGUGGGCGUUGGCGCUUAUCGCCCGACAAGUCGCCACGUACCUUACGGAGCGCUCGCAGGCUGAGGCCACCGAGACCGAGAGGCAGGCCUUGUUGACCCCGGAGACUAGGGCUCGUGCUUCUGGUUGGGCCCCUCGAUUCGACCGCGCCGCGGACGCUUUGCGCAAUUGUCUCAUGAUGCUUGUUGCCGCCACAAUCCUGUCGUCUAUUCCCUACCCAUACAUGUGCAAAAUGCAGCAGCCUCUUCGUCCAGGUCUCCCCAUCCGCCCCGAACCCAUCUGCGGUACCUGCCUCUCCAACGGCUCGACUCUCGCCAGCUCGAUCCUCUCCUGGGUCUUCGUCGCGAUGACCCUCUUGGCGACGAUCCUUGAGCUCGCCGUGAGCGACAUGACUAGCGCCGCCAUGGCUCGGACGUUCACGGGUCUCGUGAGCUUCCCGUUGAUCCUCACUAUCUUCAUUCUCGCUUUCAAGCAGUGGGGCAAGAUUCACGACCAGGAACAGCGCUGCGACUGAAGACGUGCGACAGUUUAUGGCCAGACAUGUGUCGGGGAAGGCAGAUUAUCUCGGUCGGGUCUCAUCGUGAAUGGGCAUUUUGGGGGGAGUUCGAGGCUCGCUUCUCAACUAUUUUGGAGGGGCUAGCGGUAUCAAAAGCAUCGGGUUGGUAGGUGGAAUGCUUGAACGGCAAAGUGUUACGUGUAUCGAUUUG
This is a messenger RNA of Fimicolochytrium jonesii, 1105 nucleotides long. RefSeq lists its product as uncharacterized. Bases 286 to 912 code for a protein of 208 amino acids. Lineage: Eukaryota; Fungi; Chytridiomycota; Chytridiomycetes; Spizellomycetales; Powellomycetaceae. The record is from RefSeq and is a predicted model, not a curated record. The transcript has 7 exons.